Molecule: messenger RNA, 1617 nt
Organism: Amorphotheca resinae ATCC 22711
Lineage: Eukaryota; Fungi; Ascomycota; Leotiomycetes; Helotiales; Amorphothecaceae
Exons: 3
Coding region: 1-1617 (538 amino acids)
Biological process (GO): phospholipid biosynthetic process; inositol biosynthetic process
Cellular component (GO): cytoplasm
Molecular function (GO): inositol-3-phosphate synthase activity
Source: RefSeq, a predicted model, not a curated record
AUGGCUCCCCACGCGGACGUCGGAGCGGGCUCCUCGAACGGACAUGGUUCAAUCAAUGCGGCGAACAAGGAUCUCUUCACUGUCAGCUCUCCCAACGUCACCUACACCGAAAACGAGAUCAGGUCUCGGUACACUUACCGUACCACCUCGGUCGAACAAUCACCGGACGGAAAGUAUGUGGCUACUCCCAAGGAGACCGUCUACGACUUCAAGGUUGAUCGCAAGGUUCCAAAGACUGGUGUGAUGCUCGUCGGGUGGGGUGGAAACAAUGGUUCCACGGUCACUGCCGGUAUCAUUGCUAACCGUCGCGGCCUUGUCUGGGACACUCGCGAGGGACCGCGCGCUGCUAACUACUAUGGUUCGGUCGUCAUGGGAUCUACGAUGAAGCUUGGAACAGAUGCAAAGACUGCCAAGGAUGUCAACAUCCCCUUCCAUGAUGUCUUGCCUAUGGUCCACCCUAAUGACUUGGUCAUUGGUGGUUGGGACAUCAGCAGCAUGAACUUGGCUGACGCAAUGGACCGGGCUGCCGUUCUCGAACCCACUCUUAAGGCACAGGUUAAGAAGGAGAUGGCCGAGAUGGUUCCUCUUCCCAGUAUCUACUACCCCGAUUUCAUUGCCGCUAACCAGGAGGAUCGUGCCGAUAACGUGAUCAAGGGCAGCAAGGCCUGUCCCGAGCAUGUUGAGCAGAUCCGCAAGGAUGUUCGCGAAUUCAAGGCGAAGAAUGCAUUGGACAAAGUUAUUGUUCUAUGGACUGCCAACACCGAGCGUUUCGCUGACCUCAUUCCCGGCGUCAAUGACACCGCUGACAACCUCCUCAAGGCUAUCGAGAAUGGUCACGAGGAGGUCGCGCCAUCCACCGUGUUUGCUGUCGCCUGUAUUCUGGAAGGCGUUCCAUUCAUCAACGGAUCUCCCCAGAACACCUUUGUUCCAGGUGCCAUUGACCUUGCCGAGAAGCACAAUGCGUUCAUUGGUGGUGAUGACUUCAAGUCUGGCCAAACCAAGAUGAAGUCCGCCCUCGUUGACUUCUUGAUCAACGCUGGUAUCCGGCUCACUUCCAUUGCCAGCUACAACCACCUCGGAAACAAUGAUGGAAAGAACCUGAGUUCCCAGAAGCAGUUCCGUUCCAAGGAGAUUUCCAAGUCGAACGUUGUCGACGACAUGGUCGAAGCCAACACUGUUCUCUACAAGAAAGGCGAACACCCUGAUCACACCGUUGUCAUUAAGUACAUGCCAGCUGUUGGUGACAACAAGCGUGCUUUGGAUGAGUACUAUGCUGAGAUCUUCCUCGGUGGCCAUCAGACCAUCUCCAUCUUCAACGUCUGCGAGGACUCUCUUCUUGCUUCCCCACUAAUCAUCGAUCUCGUUGUCAUUGCGGAGAUGAUGUCUCGUAUCCAGUGGAAGGCUCAAUCCGCCGACGGUGUUGCUACCAAGGACUUCAAGAACUUCCACAGUGUUCUCAGCGUUCUCAGCUACAUGCUCAAAGCUCCUUUGACUCCUCCUGGAACGCCAGUCGUCAACGCCCUUGCUAAGCAGCGAAGUGCUUUGACCAACAUCUUCCGUGCCUGUGUUGGUCUCGAGCCAGAGAAUGACAUGACCUUGGAGCACAAACUAUUUUAG